GCUAUGGCUCAGAAAGAGGAUAUGGAAGAGCGUAUCACCACUCUGGAGAAGAGAUAUCUCAGUGCACAAAGGGAAGCGACGUCCAUUCAUGAUAUGAAUGACAAAUUAGAAAAUGAAUUGGCGAACAAAGAAGCUAUAUUACGCCAGAUGGAAGAGAAGAACAGACAGCUGCAGGAGCGCUUGGAGUUGGCUGAACAAAAACUACAGCAAACAAUGAGGAAAGCUGAGACUCUGCCUGAGGUGGAAGCGGAGCUGGCACAAAGGAUAGCAGCCCUUACAAAGUCUGAUCCAACUUCCUCUACCUCAUCUGAUGAUUAUCAAUAUGUUAUGGAAGCUAAACUACAAGAAAUGGUCUCCAUACGUAGGAAGGCAGAGGAGAGGCAU
Staurois parvus is the source of this 384-nucleotide messenger RNA. The record is from the annotation of a GenBank genome assembly. Lineage: Eukaryota; Metazoa; Chordata; Amphibia; Anura; Ranidae.